Sphaeramia orbicularis (orbiculate cardinalfish) is the source of this 5057-nucleotide messenger RNA. It is a transcript of the gene trim36, whose product is annotated as tripartite motif containing 36. Lineage: Eukaryota; Metazoa; Chordata; Actinopteri; Kurtiformes; Apogonidae. The transcript is spliced from 14 exons. Gene Ontology annotation, molecular function: ubiquitin-protein transferase activity; protein binding; zinc ion binding. The record is from RefSeq and is a predicted model, not a curated record. Gene Ontology annotation, cellular component: acrosomal vesicle. The coding region runs from base 410 to 2743 and encodes 777 amino acids. Gene Ontology annotation, biological process: spindle organization; acrosome reaction.
UUGUCAGGUGAUAAAUGAUAGUUGUGGAGGAUACAAAGAGCUCUGUGCGCAGAGACAUCACCACCGAGGGAUGAUGGAGAGAAAAGGAGAGAGAUGGUACAGUACUGAGGGCGGGGUUUUCCUCCAACAUGAUGCCAACCCAAAUAAAACUGGCUUGUUGCAGCCGGCGCAUGUACUGUAGACCCCACAUAAGAGGGAGGGAUAGAGGAGAGGAUGAGGAGCGGCUCGGAUCUCUUCUUUUUUCUUCCACCUUUCCUCUGAAACCCUGAUGCUGUUGCUUUAAGCUGCUGCUGUUUGUGUGGGUUUUUUUGUUUUUUUUUUCUCCCCUAUCUUUCAUAUUUUCAUUUCCUUUUCGCAUUGACUGUGUGUUAUCUGUCAUCCGUGGGUUGAUCUGACACCAUCUGGAGACAUGUCGGACUCAGAGGAUAUGACGGAGUUCGCCAGCAUCGUGGAGCGGAUCGAGCGAGGCGAGGUCCCAAUAAAGAACAUAGAGAGGGAGCUGAUCUGCCCCAUCUGUAAGGAGCUCUUCACCCACCCCCUGAUCCUGCCCUGCCAGCACAGCGUCUGCCACAAAUGUGUCAGAGACCUGCUGCUGCAAAACCACGAGGACUCGUUCGACGCCGGGUCCGAAUGCUCCCUCCCGGGUAGCCCCAGAUCCAGGGUGCCCUCCCCCUCCAUGGAGAGGCUCGACAGACUUGUGAGAUCAGGUGGGUCUCGGGCCACAGUGCGAAGGUCGUUUGGAAGUCGAGGUAGACGCGGGCUCCGUGUAUUGAGUAGCUGUAGUAGCUCGAUUUCAUCCCCGGGGUGGCGCAGAGGAUCUGUGACUCCCCGGGUCACGACCAUCCCAUGCCCGGGCUGUCAGCACGACAUCGACCUGGGCGAGCGGGGCAUCAGUAUGUUAUUUCGCAACUUCACGCUGGAAAGCAUCGUGGAACGCUACCGCCAGGCCGCCCGUGCAGCCGUGGCCAUCAUGUGUAACAUCUGUAAGCCCCCGCAGCUGCAGGAGGCCACCAAGAGCUGUAUGGACUGCAAAGCCAGCUAUUGUAACGAGUGCUUCAAGCUCCACCACCCAUGGGGGACGCCCAAAGCCCAGCAUGAGUAUGUGGGCCCCACGACAAACUUUAGGCCUAAGGUGCUCAUGUGUCCGGAGCAUGAGAUGGAGAAAGUGAACAUGUACUGUGAAGUCUGCAGGCGACCUGUGUGUCACCUCUGCAAACUGGGAGGAUCCCACGCCAAUCACAAAGUCACCUCCAUGAGCAGUGCCUAUAAGAUCCUCAAGGAAAAGCUGGCCAAGAGUAUCCAUUACCUCAUCAGUAAAGAGGACCAGGUCAGGACUCAGAUUACGGAGCUUGAGCUGCUCAUCAAUCAGACCGAGGAAAAUGGACAGCUGGCAGAGCGUCGAGCAAAUGAGCACUUUGAGCGUCUGUUUGAGACCCUCCAGGAGAGGAAAUCGGAGAUGCUGAGGUCCAUCGAGCAGUCUCGCAACCGGCGUCUGAACCAACUCAAGGGCCAGGUGGAGGAGUACCAGGGCAUGCUGGAGAACAGUGGUCUGGUGGGAUACGCUCAGGAGGUGCUGAAGGAAACAGACCAAUCCUGCUUCGUACAGACCGCAAAACAACUGCACAUCAGGAUUCAGAAGGCCACGGAGUCUCUGCGGACCUUCCAUCCUGCAGCUGACCCAUGUUUUGAUGAGUUUGUGCUGGACACAUCCAGAGAGGAGACUCUGCUCAAAGAGAUGUGCUUUGGAGGAGUCCCAGACCCUCCUCUGAUUGACCUGACCAAUAGCAAAGUCUACAAUGAGGCGUCGAUCCACUGGAGGUUGUCCGAUGACCACCUUCCUACAGAUCACCAUGUGCUUGAAUACCGCAGACUGGGAGGCCCAAGCCAGUCCCCGUCACAGGAGGAUGGCGAGGACAGUGGGGUCUGGAGGGCCACAGACAGAGUGUACGGCCCCAGUACAAUGGUGUGUGAUCUGGAGCCCGACACCCUCUACUCCUUCAGGGUCCGAAGCUGCAGGAACUCCAUGUUCAGCCCCUACAGCCCCGAGGUCACCUUCCAUACACCACCUGCACCGGCGUUUGGUUUCCUGUUCAGCGACAAGUGUGGUUUCAGCACAGAACGCCUCAUACUGAACAAGCGACGCGACACCGUGGAGAGCGUCGCCGGCAUGGCCUUCCUCCUUGCAGCAGAACGUGUGCAGACAGGCAGCUACAUUGGACUAGACUACAUAAUUGGUGAUACAGGAAUCUCUCAGGGAAGACACUACUGGGCCUUUAAGGUGGAACCGCACUCCUAUAUGGUUAAAGUUGGAGUGGCGUCCGACUCGAAGCUUCUUGAAUGGUUUCACAAUCCUAGAGAUACCAGCAGUCCAAGGUAUGACCAUGACAGUGGACAUGACAGCGGCAGUGAGGACACAUGCUAUGAGCUCUCCCAGCCCUUCACCCUCCUCACCCUGGGAAUGGGAAAACUCUUCAUCCCUAAGGCUUCUUCCUCAUCCUCCGUUUCCUCCGCAAGCGCACCAGCUGGAGACCCCGGCAACCGCGUGCUUCCCAUGCCACACCGCCUGGGUGUAUGCCUGGAUUAUGACGCGUGUCGGGUGUAUUUUUACGACGCAGACUCCAUGAGGUGCCUUUAUGAGAGGCAGGUGGAUUGUUCGGGAACUAUGUAUCCAGCUUUCGGCCUCAUGGGCAGUGGCAAAGUUCAGCUGGAAGAGUUCAUCACUGCUAAGAGACUGACCUUCUGAGAUGGAGGGAUGGACGGACAGAUGGAUGGAUGGAUGCGUUAGGACCUGAAUCUAUUUAAUCUCCUUUGCAUGUUCUGGAAAGAGAAGGUUUUAUUAACAGGGUGAUGGGGUCCAAACCAUUUUUCUGGUCAGAUGAGGCAGAUGUGAGCUUUGGUCCUGAAUGUGUAAAUGCGAUUUUUGAGGCAGGCCUAUCUAUACUCUUUGAUCCACUUACAAGCGUAUGACACCGACGCUUGGUGUUCUCUUUAAUGCUAUCAGUGGAGUUAGUAUGGAGGUGAAAGGCCUUCUCUACACACCAAAGUCCCUGUAUCUGCUAAUUGUAUUUGACCUGCUUUUAAUUAUCGGCUAAGAUUAGCUAUUACUGUGGUGGAGUUGGCUGCAAAGUAUGUAUGCAGUGUAUUUAAAUCCUUCUUUUAACAUGAAACGCCUUCGAGCUGACACAUAACUUCCUCUUUUGCCAGGUUUCUUUAUAAAUUCUGAGUGUAAUUUUUAGUCACAUUAUUGGGUAAAUCUUAAUCAUUUGGCUGUUUCUAUACCUAAUGUAGCAGCAUACUUUUAGAUGUAAUCUUAGUGGACCUGACAGAGCCUUGAAACUACUUUGAUGCUAGCACCUUGGUGCCUUUGUUUAUUUUUUAGGAAAGGGGUCUCUUAGUUUGCUCUAUAAAGCAGAUAUUGGUGUGUCAUUGCACAAGUGUAUCAGCGUUAAUACUGUAUGUGAGGUCUUAAUGUAGGCAUAGUUUGAUCACAGACACUGGUGUCAAAAGUUUAACUGGUAUUGGUAUUCAUUAUGACUUGAUAUUUACUCUUAAUCAUAGUUUUAAACACUACUUUUCCUCUUUGUCACUGUUCUGUUCAGCUGUUUUGCACAAUAUGAAUGAAGCCUCGCACAUGAAAAAACUUUACAAUCAUCAGAUCACUACCUACUUUGCUUGUUCACUUAAAUUUUGUAGACAUUAUUAGCACAUUGAUGUCUCACCGUGAUGUUCACAGUUGCAGAAGCUUUCACUCUUUUAUUAACAUAGAUCUGAGUCCUGGAUAUCGAGGCCUCUCACUGUUUGCACUCUCACAGCUGUUGCACAGCACUGAAUGUGACUUCUAACAUCAUAAAAUUGUCCAGGUACACAGAUGCUGUGUACUUUUAGUCAACAUUAGUUUGCCAGCUGCAAGUCACUAAUAGCCAAAGUCUUUUGGUUCUGGUGCUGAUUUUAGUGCAACACAGUUGCUGCCUAGUGGCCUAGCAGACUUUAAACACAGUUUUAAAACAGACACAGGUAUUCAGGUUUUUACAUCUAAGUGCUAUCACAAAACACUGUUGAGUACCUUUGCUCUUAAAACCACUGUUAACUUGCAGUUAAGACGUGAAGUGUAGCAUAUCAGUAUAUCACUUAUGAGUUUGGCUUUCAAAGAUGGACACCUGAGUGUUUGAUUGGCUCUGAUUAAAUCGGUUUAGAUACUUAGGUCUCAAGAGCACAUUAGAUGGACUGUUUGCUAAGCAACUACUUUGGUUUUUGUAUAGAUAUGAACUGUAUAUGUGCCUGCACAUGGGUUUGUUUGUACAUUCAUGCAUAUUUUGAUUUCUGGAGGCUUAGGUUAAUCGGUGUGUUUGUGGCCCUGACCGGGGCCCAGUGUUACCUACCUCUAUCUGUCAGGCCUGGAAAACCUUAACUACUGUACCUUUCCUCACAGAAAUAGGUUUGAUUUGAUUUGCAGUUGUACUCAUUGACAUUCAGUUUAAUAUCUCUGCCUUUUGUCAGAUAAUAAGCUGAUCUUUGGAAAUAUUUUGUUUCAUGGCUUCCAUGUACAUAUUAAUCUAGAGUAUAUACUUUUCAGUGAAAUGAGAACAUUUGAAAUGUUUAUGUUAUUAGUUGGUGUUUGCUUGUGGAAAUGGUGUGUAUCACUAUCUGUUUGAUUAACUAUAAGCAGAUGUUUCCCUGUUCAGCUGACUGAAGGGAGUGUUUUUAACAUUAUACUAACAACUCUCUUCAUCUGUAUGGUGUUGGUUUGAUCAGUUUCAAUGUUUGGAAAUUUUCAUGUUUGAAAUGUCUUAUUUUGAUUUAAUAAAUCAUGGUUGUACGUAUAUUUAGUUGAAUGAUACUUUAUUUAAUCUCAAAAUACUGGACAGUUUGCAUAUUUGGUCUCCUUAAUCUAGAUGUAAGUUAUUUUCCCUCCAAUCCUCACCAAUGGAAAUCCUGAAUCUGUGUUUCAGACAUAACUGUUUCACUCCUUUAAAGCAGUUCUAUGCAUUUACAACUAGGCAGACCAGGUCAAUGGUUUUACUUUUACCACAGAAUGUAUUCAUUUUUUAAUUAAAGAA